Molecule: messenger RNA, 357 nt
Organism: Cooperia oncophora
Lineage: Eukaryota; Metazoa; Nematoda; Chromadorea; Rhabditida; Trichostrongylidae
Source: the annotation of a GenBank genome assembly
AUGCGAGCUAGAUUCGAUGCAAACAAGGACGAAAAAGACACUCGCAAGAGCCAGUAUCUUCUCGCUGAUGGAUGCCGGCAACUGUGGGAAAAACGUCACUUCAAACCCUUCCGAUACCCGUUGGAUCCGGGAGGCAGUAGCUACGAUCGCGAACGCGAAUCGCCUGAUGUGAUCUUGGACUCUGACCAUUGGACACUUCCUGAGCGCGAGCAGUUCCCAUAUUACUUCAAUAAACGUGAGCAGAGAAAACAGGAAUUGCUCAGUCACUGGACAAAGAUCGAGAAAGCUUGGGACGAUGAAAUCGCAGCCAUUCAGACGACUCUUCCCAAAGAAAAGUCCACGACCAAGGAAUUUUAG